This is a messenger RNA of Aedes albopictus (Asian tiger mosquito), 1971 nucleotides long. Its product is annotated as clavesin-1. Gene Ontology annotation, cellular component: membrane. The record is from RefSeq and is a predicted model, not a curated record. The transcript has 2 exons. Gene Ontology annotation, molecular function: phosphatidylinositol bisphosphate binding. Bases 218 to 1210 code for a protein of 330 amino acids. NCBI's taxonomy places the organism in Eukaryota, Metazoa, Arthropoda, Insecta, Diptera, Culicidae.
UCUCGCUGUCGAAGUUUUUUGUUUUGAUAUCCAGUUUCGCCCCAUAAAAAUUGAUUUUCUAUCUGAUUGGCAAAAAGAUCAUAAAGCAAUCAUGGUCUUACCAGUUUCGAAUCAACGCCCAGCGGUCCCAGUGAGUUCCAUAAAUUUGCAGUUCCAGUAACCGUCCGAGUUUAGUUGACGCACGAUCGUGCUAAGUGGAACAAAUCCGACCAGAAGCAUGGCGGAAGGUGUUGGAUACUACUUCAAAGUACCCAGUUUGGAUAAAGUGCCAGUUACGUAUGACGAUGAAGUGAACGAGCUUGGAUCGGAAUACAAGUUGCUUGCGGAACAACUUGGUGAAAGUGAGAAUAUUCGAAAGCAAAGUAUACAGCAGUUACGCGAGUGGAUAUCGAAGAAUGCUGCUAUUAAACGAUGUAGAACGGAUGCACCGUUUCUGUUGAGAUUUCUCCGGACCAAUAAGUAUUCGUUUCUGAGGACCGUGAAGAUGUUGGAAAAUUAUUUGCGUGCUCUUGUCAUCCACAAGAAUUGGUUUGGUGAUUUGGACGUUGAUGAACCAGAACUAAGUGCCCUUAUUGACGGAGGAUAUUUGUUCUCGUUGCCAAAGCUAGAUGCAAAAGGUCGAAUAGUGUAUUUCAGUUUUUCAAGUGGAUUUGAUUUGAAGAGGUCCUCAAUAGCCAGUGCGAUAAAAAUGAACCAUUUUAUGGGAGAAGUGUAUUUUGAUACGAACGAAGCACAAUGUGCCGGGAUUGUUUGCAUAUACGAUAUGGAGAAGAUCGACAUGUCUGUGCUGGGACAGAUCAGCCUUCAGGAUGUGCGGACCUUAGUGGAGCUGCUGAACAACACUUCGGUGGGACGCUUCCAGGAGUUGCACUUUGUGAACGCACAGAAGGUGACGCGAACCUUUGCCAACAUGGUGCUGCAGUUGAUGAGCGAAAAAAUCAGGAGCAGAGUGUUUUGUCACCCAUCUAUCGCAAGCCUUCACGCUCAGGUGGAUAAGUCGUUGCUGCCCAAAGAGUUUGGCGGAUCGGUUCCUGCCUCGGAAAUGAUAGCGAAAUUUAAAGAAAUCUGUCGCCAAAUGCGCCCUCGCUUGCAGGCUUUAGAUGGCAUGGAAAUUGACGUCAAACAAGACACCAUCGAUGCGUGGAAGGAUAACUCGCACGGAAUAGGCGGUGGUGUAAUUGGUUCCUUCCGAAAGCUCGAGGUUGAUUAGUGUGUAUCUAGCUAACUUUAAAUUCAUUUUUGCAAGAGACUCAGAGGUCGUCAUUUUUUGUUGUUUGAAUACUCCGCUAAACUUCCCACCCACUUUCGUUUAACGCUGAAUACGAUGCAGUCACCAAAAGUAGCUACUGUUAUGAUUAAGCUAAGAACAUAAAAAUUACUGAUCCGAAACAUGAACCUUGAAAUUACUUGAAGCGUGCCAUGGCGACUAACCUCAAACGAGCCCUUCAAGGCCUUCGAAGCUGUACCAUCAUUGAUAACCCCACCACUAUGUGUUACAUAGCCCAUUCCACUGUCUGUUGCACAUCUUAAAAUUAGGUGAAAUUCCUUCAUCAUAUUUUUUUUCACGCUUGCUAAAUUGGUUGACGAAAUGCCUCUACAUUGCUGCCUACAACGAACGGUCAUCGUUCGCUGACUGUUUGACGGUUGACGCAGGUGAGUCUAUAUGGGCAAUAUAGGAAUAAAUUUUACCGUUAUCGACUUUGUCAAAUGUGAUGAUUUUAAGCCAUUACUUAUGUUAUAUGAGACCUACCAAUAUGUAUAAGCGUGAGAUAACAACAUCAUGGGUGUGCUUUUGGUGUACCUGGAAGGUCGAUAGCUUGUUUCAAACAUCAGUAAUUUACAACGAAUCAUGGCGGAAAAAUUGUUGCAUAUUUAUGAUCUGCAAUCGUAAGUAACACCAGAUAACAUGGCAAUGUGGUGUCAGAGGUUUUGCUGCUUUGAACUGUUCGGGAGUGUUACAUUAUUAUUAUU